This is a messenger RNA of Phragmites australis (common reed), 1008 nucleotides long. RefSeq lists its product as uncharacterized. The transcript has 3 exons. The record is from RefSeq and is a predicted model, not a curated record. Gene Ontology annotation, cellular component: intracellular anatomical structure. Bases 221 to 805 code for a protein of 194 amino acids. Lineage: Eukaryota; Viridiplantae; Streptophyta; Magnoliopsida; Poales; Poaceae.
GUCAACCACUCCCCGCCGCCCACGUUCCAUACGGAUAAACAAACGCGCACACACAAACAAACGGAACCUGCGGCGUUCGAAUUCAAGGAGCCGAAUCCGUUCCCCCCCCCCCCCCCCCCCGGGAAGAAUCCAAGAAGGCAAGAAUCCAAGUCCCCGCGAAGAGCAGGGCACGGAGGCGAUCGAUCGGAUCUAGGAAGAAGAGGAGGGGGAAGGGGAAAAGAUGGACUCGGGCGAGAUGACGGCGACGGAGGUGGCGGCGCUGCUGGAUCUGAAGCCGCACCCGGAGGGCGGCUACUACGCCGAGACCUUCCGCGACGGCUCCGUCACGCUCACCACCUCCCAGCUCCCGCCGCACUACAAGGUCGACCGUGCUGUGAGCACUGCUAUCUACUUCUUGCUUCCUGCAGGCAGUGUUUCACGCCUUCACCGUAUUCCCUGUGCUGAAACCUGGCACUUCUACAAGGGAGAGCCUCUCACGGUCUUUGAACUACAUGAUGAUGGCCACAUUGACCUCACUGUCAUCGGUCCGCACCUCGAAGCUGGCCAGCGCCCCCAGUAUACCGUCCCACCAAAUGUGUGGUUCGGUUCUUUCCCCACGUUGGACGUUGAGUCAUUUGCGUCGGAUGGCAGUUUUCUUGUCAAGUGCCGAAAGAGGGAUCCGGAGCUCCACUACUCCUUAGUUGGCUGCACUUGUGCCCCUGGCUUCCAGUACGAGGAUUUUGAAAUGGCCACUUUUGAUGACCUGAGAUCUAUCGCUCCUAAGGCUGAACCCUUCCUCAAGUACCUCAUUCCUUCCACUGAGUAAGUCCUGCGCAACCUCAGUUGAUGCUGGAUGUUUUUCAGCCUAUCUGUAUCGGAUGCCAUUUUUAGUGAUUCCAUGAUGGUUGUGGUUUUACUAUCUUGUAAACCGUACCCUACCCAUGCGCUGGUACUAGUUGUAACAUUUUGUGCACUGAAACAAAAUAACAGCUGAGCUCGAUGUUGAAACGAAGAGACGCUUUUGUGUAA